Messenger RNA from Papilio machaon (common yellow swallowtail), 3774 nucleotides. RefSeq names its product polycomb protein Asx (gene Asx). The record is from RefSeq and is a predicted model, not a curated record. Gene Ontology annotation, molecular function: DNA binding; chromatin binding. Lineage: Eukaryota; Metazoa; Arthropoda; Insecta; Lepidoptera; Papilionidae. The coding region runs from base 265 to 3285 and encodes 1006 amino acids. Gene Ontology annotation, biological process: positive regulation of transcription by RNA polymerase II; animal organ morphogenesis. The transcript has 7 exons. Gene Ontology annotation, cellular component: PR-DUB complex.
UGUUGUGACAUUUUGAUUUUUGCUAUUCUGUUGUGAAAAACGAUGAAUGUAAUGCUCUUCAACCUUGACUUGUUUGAAAUAAGUGAUGAUUAAACACUACACAUCGUCGAAAUAUGAUAAACAAUAUUAAAAACUUAAAAGGAUUGUGAACUUGUUCAUUAUGGGUUGAAAUAAUAUUUGUCGGCUGCUAUAGUUCUACGUUGAAUUUAUAACUGGUAUUUUAUGUUACAUGUGAUAGAUUACUAAGUACAAUACUUUAGCGACAUGGAAUUAGACGUAUCGCCUUUGAAUCAGGCUGAGAACAGCAUGGAUUAUUCCGAUAAUUCUUCUGAAAGUAAAUAUUUGACUUGCAAUAAUAACGAACAAUUUUCUGUCAUUCGAAUACCGCAAGAUGGUGAGAAAUCCAGUAAACAUUCCUCAAGAAAACAAUCAAAAAGGAGAAAAAAGAGCUCUAAUCAUUCUCGACCCCUUCCCAGGAUAAUAGUUAAGCCUCUGCCUCCACCUCCACCGCCAGAAAGUCGCGAAUGGACAGCGGCGACAUCGUACACUGACACAAAUACUAAUUCUAAUAGACCGUCUACUAUGCGCGAAGUUUUAGCGAGCAUACCCGGUUUUUGCAUUAAGCCAAGGAAAAGAAGUGGAAAGAAGUUGUCAACUGCUGCACAAUUACAGCAAACUAGGGAAGGCUGUAUUGACUUAGAAACACCUGACUCUAUAUUAGUAAACACUAAUAUAAGGGCAUUAUUAAAUAAGCACACAUUCUCUCUUUUACCACCAUUAUACCAAUAUAAGCUAGGUCAAUUGCUGCCAAGUGUUGAUAGACCAAGUACUUCAGGAAGAUUAAGUUCAUCUAGUCUAAAUAAUGAGUUCUUUGCAAGAGCUUGCUUGGAAUGGCAAGACUGCCUAUCGGGUGGAGAGUUUACACCAGAAAAUCAACAGAAAAUGAAAACUGAAGCUGAAAAAGAGAAAAGCAAGAUUGAUCCAUGGAAAUUAAAACAUUUUGAACCAUUUUGGGGAGAAAAAUCUCGAAAAGAAAAAUCUUCAAUAAAUCUCAAUUCAGAAAGACCAUCUUUGAAAACAACCAUAAAACUACGACCUACAGCUUCAAUAACUAGUAGCAGUACUGUACCAAAAAUUAAGAAAAGUAAAUCAUCAAGUACCAGUAAAAAAAUGAGGUCUGUAGGUGCAGUGACAAGGUCCUCUGCAAAAGUGGAAGAUACAGUUGAUGAAGCAGUCAUUGUUGGGUCAAAAUCUACAGUACCAGUACCAGACCUACUCCCUCUUAAACAUUUGAAAAAUAAUAACCAAGGAUAUGUUGACUGUCAAUUAGAUUUCACUUUCUCAGAUUCAUCUUCUGCUCCUAGAAUAGAAGAUUCAACGCCCGUGGAUCCUUUGUUACUAACUGAAGAAUCUGAACGCAAUGAACUAAAGCAAGAAUUGGACAUAAGUGUGGUUACUAUAGAGGAAUCUAGCAUUUCUAAAGAUUGUGAAGAAGAUAAAGCAACUGAUUCAGAUACUAUCUAUGCUGAACCUACUAAAAGAUUGAGUAGCGACAAUGGUGAUUACAGGUUCAGUAAAAGAAUUAGGUAUGAAGAUGAUUAUGCUACUGAUAAUUCCAAUUUCCUGACACGGGAUGCAGAACAGCCAAGUAGCAACUGCUCAGACAGUGAAACAAUUGAUGCAAAUGAACCAACAUGUCAUGACAAUGUUGAUACUAACAGUGAAGAUAGUAAGGCUACAACUUCUGCUUAUGAAUAUGACGAAAGAAGUAUUUCAUCCAUGUCCAGUUUGAAAAUAGGAAGUCACAUAAAUAAUGUUUCAAUUGUAAAUGAGUCUAAUCAAAAUGAAAACGAAUGUGAAAGUACUAUAGAAGAUGUAGAACGCACAUCUGCUAGUAUAAACGGAAACAAGGAUAAGAAUACAGAUGAAAAUCAGGAUGAAAUUGCAACUGAAUCUUACCAGGAAAUUGAUAAAGAAGACUUUAAUACACAAAAAGAAUCUCCAUGCAAUAAUGUGCCUAUUAACAGUAUUGAAGAGCCUCAACAAAAUAUAGAAUCUGUUAAAGAUAUGGAAUGUCAGAGUGCAGCAACUAACAACGAUGAACAAAAUAAAGUGAACGAUGAAAUUAAACAUGAAGAUAAAAAUAGAUCUGAUGAGAAUAUAACAUCAUAUUAUGAUGAGCACUUCAAAGAUGCAGAAUCAUUUAUAAUGGAGACAGGAGGCCUUUCCAUUUUAACUCCACAAAAUGAGGAAAACAAGUAUACUCCACAUCCUAAUUUAAUGGAACUGUCUUCAUACAUGAAUGAAACAAAUGUAACAGCUGUUGUAACUAUGCCAAUGAAUCAAAAUCCAUCAAUACCAAUGAUGGAAGUGACAAAUUCUACUAUGGUAUCAUACCCUGAUGACAACAUGCAGGAUCCUGCAAAACCAAAAAACUCAGCUGUGUCAUGGAAAAAUGAAAAUGAUUGGACUAAUACUGAAAAUAUUAUGACACUGCACAAUUUUUCUUGUGUUAACAAUGAAAAUUCAAAAUACGUUAGUGAAGAUUCAAAAGCAAGUAUGGAAGAUAUGAAUAUGAAUGAUGAAAAUUCUAUGUACAAAGAAGAAAGAGAUGCAAAUUUUAACAUGGAGUCAUCAAACUCAUCAGAAAGUUGUCACUCCAUGAAGGAUUUAAAGCAAGAAACUGAGCCUGCUAAUAGCAUUGUUUCCAGUUCAACUGUAUGUAAUCCAACCAUUAAUUCUACUACGGUUACACAAAGUGUUAGAACUACUGGGAAAAAAUCUAAAUCCGGAAAAGAAUCCAACAGAAGCCGCAGUUCUAACAAGGUGCCUCCGGGCGCAGUGAACUUGGAGCGCAGCUACCAGAUCUGUCAGGCGGUGAUACAGAACAGCCCUAACCGAGAUGCCCUACGUGGCCAGCUGCGGCCGCCGCCGGCCCUGCUCAGCCGGCAGCCGCGUGCGCCGCGCCCGCCUCCCCCGCCUGUCAUGGUGCGACAGCUGCCGCCCCCCAUCGUACCACAUACUGAGGUGAAUGAAAAUCGCUCAAAUAACAUGGGGCAAUAUAUCCUAGUACAAAGAACCCCUAACGUGAUACCUAGAGCGUCCAGUGCGCCGCCGUCAAAUUUAAACACGAAUGUUAAUGUAGCGAGAUGUCGCAGUGUCGGCGCUGAGGAUGCUUGUGUGUGCAACUUGCGAGCCAUGAUACUGUGCAAGAAGUGUGGCGCUUUCUGCCACGACGACUGCAUUGGCUCCGCUGAGCUAUGCCUCACGUGUCUCAUACGCUGACCCAUACACAAUGCUCGAACUGACUACUAUUCUAUACUACUCUACUAAAUCUUCUGUAUAGUGGAAGACUGCUUCAUGCUGUUAAGUGUAAACUGUGCAAAGUGUAUCAAUAUAUUACGUCAUAUGUGAAUGUGAACAGUGUUACAAAAACAAAAGUAUGAAUGGACCGCGACAUUUUUGGAAGAACGAAUCACGAACUAAGGAUGGUGGUGCUAUCUGUUUCCAAGUAAUUUUAUAAGUACUUCUGUCUUUAAGUUUUAAAUUAUCUGCUCAAAUCGGUCUUGGACAAUGAUUCUAUUAAAACUUCUUAAUAAAGCUUAUUUAAAUUGCAUUAAUGUAUAUAGUAGUAUGUAAAGAAAAAACUGUCAGUCAUUUCUAUAGAAAUAUAGCACAACACAAAGGUUACUAGUGUAGCGAAUGAUAUAUAACGAAUACAUAGUCGACUAUAGAUUAUAUAUUUACACAGAAUAAUAAUUUUUGUCUUUAUAA